Messenger RNA from Theobroma cacao (cacao), 1082 nucleotides. The record is from RefSeq and is a predicted model, not a curated record. NCBI's taxonomy places the organism in Eukaryota, Viridiplantae, Streptophyta, Magnoliopsida, Malvales, Malvaceae.
AAGCAUCAUCAUUCAACAAUGCCUUUAAAUCUAUUUUCUUUAAUAGUAAUAGCAUAAAUCCUUCCUCAUAAUCCUUCCUGCAUUUCUCUUAUAUUCCACUUGCUAUCUGUUCAUGUUGAAAAGAUGAGAGAAGGCCUUUAGACACUGUGCAUCAUUACCAGGAAUCCAGCAUGAGUUUGACAGUCCUCUGGAUUUUGCUUUCAGAGCACUGGUUCGACACAGGCCUCACACUGGGGCUCUAUACAAAGCUAGUCUUCCUGCUAAUCUCUCAGGUAUGGAAGUUUCUAUUGCUCGCAUCAGAAGCCGGACAUUGUGGAAAAAAGGAGCUACUCUAAGCAGCUUUCACAUCCCAUCCAGGACCGUCCCAGUUCCUCAUGUGAGAAGACUGGCAAUAGUUUAUCAGAACCUCGGCAACUGGUCUUCUCACUACUACAAGGUUUCAGGUUACUCAUUGAUCACUUCUGUUGUUGGUUUCAUGGUUUUUGAUGCAUCAAAUACUAGAGCAAAAAGCCUAAGAAAUAUCAGCCUUGAUACAAUGGGGAAGCCUAUAUCAAUUCAUUUCUCCAACCCGAAAUUCCCUGAUGGGAUGGAAUCAACUGCAGCAAGAUGUGUAGCUUUCAGCACUAAAGGGACAGUUCACUUCAGUGACAUGAUCUUGCCCAAUGUAUGUUAUACCUCAGAUGAGGGCCAUUUCUCUGUUGUUGUUCGACUGAAAAGGAAGCACAGGCCAUGGUAUCCAUGGGUGAUAGGGGUUGUGCUUGGGUCUUCUGGUCUGAUUUUCACUGCUUACUUCGGGUUGGUAUUUAUCAGACUUUUGAAGACAAAAAGGAUUCAAGCAAUGGAAAGACAAGCUGAUGAAGGUGUAAUUUUUGAUAGCAGAUGGGUCGGUAGCAGUAAAAUGCCUUCUGCAACAGUAACUAGAACUCAGCCAGUCCUCGAGAAUGGAGGUUUUCAAUAGAACUCUUAUAUUUUACUUCAUUUUGUGUAUAUCUUCUUUGUAUUUUGGCCUCUGGGGAGUAUGUGGUGCAGCAUAACUAAAUUGUUUUAUUACAUAAAAUUAAAUCAGAAUACACACUUGAUUU